ACCGUCACCGUUAAUAUUAUCCGGGCUGGAUUGGCCUUUCAUUUCUCACACAUACAACACACAAAUCUCCCCCAAAUUCAAUUACGUCUCUCCCCACUCUCUCUCUCUCUCUCUCACACACACACACACACACACAUCUAUGUCUGUUCAAUCUGUAAUCGAUUUUAAGUGAUCACACAACUAAUUACUUCUCUAACGUAGAUGAAGAGGAUGGUGAAGACGAUCAAUUGUAGUCAAAGUCCCACCGUAUUUAUUGUUGUUAAUGCUUACCCUAAAAGGUACUCUUCCAAGAUCCCCUCUGAUCUAGUCCUCUUCUUGGGCCUAGGGUUCAUAGAUUGGUAGCUUUCUGCAUCUCUUUCCAUCAUAAAGAUACUAUUUUUAUUCGGUAUAUGGAGUUAUUUAUUUGCUGAUUCAAUAAAUUUGGGGGUUUUAACCAUCUAGGGUUAUGAAAGUUUCAAUCUUUGAUCUGGGUUUUUGACUUUUUUUGGGUUGCUUUUGUUUAGUGUUGGUGGGUUGAUUGAUUGUUUAGGGUUUGGUAUGUAGAAGGUGAUUGAUAUAGAUAAUAAUAGAUGUGAUUGAUGGAUAUUGGAUAAUUAAGCUUGUUUGGGAUGAAGAACUCGAGCCUGAGGUGUCGGUUAGUAGUGGCACUUAGGAGUGUGAUUUCGUGAGAUGGGAGAUUCGAUUCUCGCGACUUUUUUAAUGUUAAAUCAGCAUCCGUCAACGCUUUUGUCAAUGGAUUCGAGCGCGUCGUCUUCUCAUGAUGAUUUGGACCUUGAGAUGAGUCACCAGGUUAAUCCUGUUCGCCCUCCGGAUAUUAAUUUGCCGCUUUCGUCGGAGAGAAGCUCCCCGCCGCAGUCGUGGAAUCAGGAUCAGUGCGAGAAUUUUGAUGUCGGGGUUGGGUUGGUGUCUCAGUUGUAUGAAACCGAAAGCUUUCUUAGUGUCCCGAAAGUCGGUAGGAAAUGUGCGAAGAGGGUGGAUAGUAUAUGGGGUGCUUGGUUUUUCUUUAGUUUUUAUUUUAAACCGGUUUUGAACGAGAAAUCGAAAGCCAAGAUAGUGGUAGACAGUAACGGGGUUUCUGGGUUUGAUAAAUCGGAUCUUAAUCUUGAUGUUUUCAUGGUUCAGCAUGAUAUGGAAAACAUGUACAUGUGGGUGUUUAAAGAAAGACCCGAAAAUGCACUCGGUAAGAUGCAGCUAAGGAGUUACAUGAAUGGGCAUUCCCGACAAGGUGAACGCCCCUUUCCGUUUAGUGUCGAUAAGGGUUUCGUUCGAUCUCAUAGGAUGCAAAGAAAGCAUUACCGUGGGCUGUCGAAUCCCCAAUGUGUUCACGGUAUUGAGGUUGUCACGUUGCCGAACCUCGCAAUGCUCGAAGAGGAUGAACUCAAACGAUGGACCGAACUCACUGGUCGAAGUCCAAACUUUCUAAUCCCACGAGCUGCUAGCGAUUUCAGUUCGUGGAGAAAUCUUCCCAACACUGAGUUCGAGCUCGAGAGACCACUUACGAUAAAGAACAACGUGAAUUCUCAAUCUAAAAAGUUACUUAACGGAUCGGGGUUAAAUCUUUCAACUCCGCCUUCCAAUCACAGCCACACUAACGGUGAUGCAAACGCGAUGAAUCUUUCACCGGUUGGGAGCAAGAAGAGGAAGGACUUAUUCCCGCACGGGAACGAAGAAGAUAUCUGUUUAACGGUUAAUCAUCCUCCGUCAGAAAGGUUACCGAAUUUGGAAAUGAAUCCAAGCGAUCCGUAUUGGUUAAACGAGUUCAGUGGGGUUGUGAGGAGCGCUUGCGGACCCGUGACAGCUGCAAAAACAAUUUACGAAGACGAACAAGGUUACUUAGUCGUUAUAAGCUUGCCGUUUGUCGAUCUUCAAAAGGUUAAAGUAUCUUGGCGAAACACCCUCACACACGGAAUCAUCAAGGUGUCUUGUCUAAGUGUAUCACGCAUGCCAUUCAUCAAAAGACGGGACCGAACGUUCAAGCUCACCGACCCGUGUUUGGAACACUGCCCGCCCGGAGAAUUCGUCAGAGAAAUCCCGCUUUCAACUCGCAUUCCUGAAGACGCCAACAUAGAAGCUUAUUACGAUGGGCCGGGAACCAUGCUCGAGAUUUUGGUACCCAAGCUCAGAGAGGGGCUGGAAGAGCACGAGGUGCGUGUUUGUCUUCGUCCUCAUCUCGUUGGUAAUAAUCUUAUGUUGACUUGAAGAUAAGGUAAUGAUAAUCUACGGUAGAUCUGUGGUUUCUAGUUUAGUAAUCUUAGUGUGUAUUGUAUGAAAAGAAGCUAGAAUAGUACCAUGGUGUAGCCACAAGGAUUAUCGUAUUAUAUAUUUUUAUAAUAAAUAAAUAAAUGUGUGAUUAACCUAUGUAUGAAAUUAUAUAAAGUUUUAGCA
Messenger RNA from Helianthus annuus (common sunflower), 2385 nucleotides. RefSeq lists its product as uncharacterized. The record is from RefSeq and is a predicted model, not a curated record. Bases 670 to 2199 code for a protein of 509 amino acids. NCBI's taxonomy places the organism in Eukaryota, Viridiplantae, Streptophyta, Magnoliopsida, Asterales, Asteraceae. The transcript has a single exon.